Indicator indicator is the source of this 2230-nucleotide messenger RNA. RefSeq names its product myeloid leukemia factor 2 (gene MLF2). Gene Ontology annotation, cellular component: cytoplasm; nucleus. Lineage: Eukaryota; Metazoa; Chordata; Aves; Piciformes; Indicatoridae. Bases 1 to 726 code for a protein of 241 amino acids. The transcript has 8 exons. Gene Ontology annotation, biological process: regulation of DNA-templated transcription. The record is from RefSeq and is a predicted model, not a curated record.
AUGUUCCGGCUGAUGAGGGAUGGCGAGCCGGAGGACCCCAUGUUUGCUAUGGACCCUUUUGCCAUCCACCGGCAGCACAUGCACCGCAUGCUGUCUGGCAGCUUCGGCUUCGGCCCGCUCCUCGGCAUCACCGACGGCACUGCGCCCGCGGCCCGCCAGCCUGCCCGCAGGGUGCAGGCAGGAGCUGUUUCACCCUUUGGGAUGCUUGGCAUGGCAGGUGGCUUUAUAGAUAUGUUUGGGAUGAUGAACGACAUGAUUGGAAGCAUGGAGCAUAUGACGAGCGGUGCUAACUGCCAGACGUUCACCUCCUCAACCGUCAUCUCCUAUUCCAACCUGGGUGAUGGACCUAAAGUCUAUCAGGAGACGUCAGAGAUGCGUUCAGCACCUGGUGGGAUCCGUGAGACCAGGCGGACGGUGCGGGACUCGGACAGUGGCCUGGAGCAGAUGUCGAUCGGGCACCACAUCCGGGAGCGGGCACACAUCAUGCAGCGCUCCCGCAACCAUCGCACGGGUGACCAGGAGGAGCGCCAGGACUACAUCAACAUGGACGAGAGUGACGCUGCCGCCUUUGACGACGAGUGGCGGCGAGAGACGUCACGCUUCAGGCCGCAGCGUGGGCUGGAGUACCGGCGGCACGACGGCACCCGCCGGGCGGAUGGGGGUCGUCUGGCCAUCCAGGGCCCUGAGGACUCCCCCUCCAGACAGUCCCGGCGCUACGACUGGUGAAGUCGGAGCAGACCUUGUUGGGGGGUGCGAUAUGGCCACCCCCAGAGCUGCUGAUGCGCCUCUGUACAGACAGUGAAACUCUGAAGCCUUUUCAAAGCACCACCUGGACCCUCCUCAAAUUUAGUAUUAACGUCCCUCUCACUUAAGAAUUGAAACAAAGCAACUAAUCUUCUGCAUUGCUCUUCUUUGCCCCAUCUGGGUGCUGCAGUGGAGGGUGAGGAAUCACACUGAAGCUCAAGGACCACAUGAGUUGCCCAUUCCCUUUCUGCUCUCCCAUAGUUCCAUUCUUUCUGCCGGUUGUGGUGGGCUUGUCCAUCCUUUCUACUCUUUCUGUGCUGGGUGGAGCUGGUUCUGAAGGGUCACGGUUGAGGCCCACCCAGCUGGCACCUAAACACCAGAUGGUGGUUGGUUUCACAUCUUGGGGAGGAGAAAAAUAGAAGACUCCAGGGUUGAGACAAAGCCAGGAGGGGAGGCUUAACUCAUAGGCACAGCUUGGGGAAACACCAAUUGAACUUAAAUGACAAAACCACCCCCAAUUUACCAAUCAAAUCACAAGAGGAUAAUGAGAAAUACAACCAACUCUUAGACACCCUUCCCCUGGCCCUCCAUCCCUCCCAGGUUCAGGUCUGUUCCUGAUUUCCCCACCUGCUCCCCCUGAGUGCUGCAGGGGGACGGGGAGUGCAGGGUUGCAGUCAGCUCAUCACAGAAUGUUUCUGCUGCUGGUUCUUCCUGGGAGGAAUCCUCACACUCCGCCCCCUGCUCAUGUGGCAGCCCUGCCAUGGGAGGCAGCCCUCCAUCAAUUUCUUCAGCCUGAAUCGUUCCUGUGAGCUGCAGCUUUUUGUGACCUGCUCCAGCAUGGGUCUGUCCUGUGGGGUGUAGUCCCCCCGCUGAUGGACUCUUCCUGUGUGGGCCUCUCUAAGAAUUGUGGCCUCUUUAAGGCACAGCCACCUGCUCCAGUUCUGGGUUCUGUGCAGGCUCCAGGCAGGCAUCUGCCUCACCAGUAACCUCCAUGGGCUGCAGGGGAGGCUCUGCUCCAGGGCACUUUCCCUCCUCCUUCCUCACUGACCUUGAUGUCCACAGAACUGUUCCUCUUGUGUCCCACUGCUCUCUUCAAUGCUUAUCCAAAAGGUUUUUUCUCCUCUUAAAUGUGUUACAACAGAGGUGCUGAUGGGCUCAGCCCUGGCCAGAGGUGAGUUUGACUUGGAGCUAGGCCUGUUGGCCGCUGCCAGCACACGAGGCCAGUGCUUGCAGUUUGUGUUCAGUGCCCUGUGAAAGGCAGACCAGGGAGUUCUGCUCGAGCUCUGUGUCACCCCCUCACCAGGACAGAGGCUUUCAUUCCCCUCCUGCUCCUUGGUGCAGCUGUGGAGAAGCAGAAGGAUGAGUGUGCUAAGGAAAGGAGCAGCUCAAAGGCUGGAUCAGUUUGUGGGCCCCACUCCUGACCCCUUUUCAGUCGGCUCCCCCACUUUUUUAAGUUGUGAAACUUGUAACUAGAUGUUUACUGAAU